UGUCUCAGGCAGAGGCACUCCUUGGACACUCUCCAGCUCGACUCAUCACCUCCAGGCGAUCUCACCUCCACCUCUCAUCAUGUCUGCCCGCCAAAGCCGCAACUUCAGCUCCCGCAGCUUCAGCUCCCGCAGCAUCUCCAGCGGCAGCGCUGUCAGCAUGAGCAAAGAGAUGCAGCUCGUCGGAGGAGGCCAGACCAGAAUCUCGAUCGCCGGUCCCUCCUGGAGCCGCGCGCCCAGCGUGUACGGGGGCGCGGGAGGUUUCGGGACCCGCAUCUCGCAGUCAGUCUUCUGCUCCGGGCCGCUGACCUCGUACGGCGAGACUACCGUGAUCAACAACGAGAAGGUGACCAUGCAGAACCUCAACGACCGCUUGGCCACCUACCUGGAGAAGGUGCGCUCGCUGGAGGCAGCCAACAGCAAGCUGGAGCUGCAGAUCAGAGAGUUCUAUGAGAAGAGAGCUCCUCUCUCCCAAGACUUCACCGGCUACUACGCCACCAUCACUCAACUACGAGCUCAGAUCAUGCAGAGAUAUUCAGAGAAUCAAGGUGUCAUCCUGAAGGUUGACAAUGCUCAGCUGACUGCAGAUGACUUUAAAAUAAAGUAUGAGAUGGAGCUGAACAUACGUACGAUGGCGGAGGCCGACGUGUUGCGUUUCCGAGGGGUCAGGGAUGGACUGACUCUUGAUGCCAGUGACCUGGAGCUGCAGAUAGAAGGUCUAACAGAGGAGCUGGUGUUCAUGAAGAAAAACCAACAGGAGGAGCUGCGUCAGCUGAGGAUCCAGCAGAGCGGCACGGUUAAUGUAGAGGUGGACAGCGCAAAGUCUGUUGAUCUGACUUUGGUCCUGCAGGAGAUGAGGGAGCAGUAUGAAGCUGUGGUGGUGAAGAACAAGCAGGAGCUCGAGAAAUGGUUCCAGUCUAAGGUGGAGACUCUCCAGACGCAAAUUAUGACAUCUUCACAUGAGGUGAAGACGUUUUCCACAGAGCUGUCAGAGCUGAAGAGGACCUACCAGAGUUUGGAGAUAAGUCAUCAAAGCACCUUCACAGAGUUUCAGUGCCUGAAGCAGAAUAUGGAAGAAGUGAAGGGCCGAUACAGCGUUCAGCUCAGCCAGCUGCAGCUGAUCAUCAACUCGCUGGAGACUGACCUGCAGCAGCUGAAAGUCUCCAUCGAGCAGCAGCAAACUGAGUACAAGCUGCUGCUGGACAUCAAGAUGAGGCUGGAGAUGGAGAUCGCCGAGUACCGCAGGCUGCUGGACGGAGAGCUGCGUGAGAGGGGGCAAUAUGAAAUAAAGAAGGCUGUGGUCAUCGCCAAGGUUGUGGAAGUGGAAGUGGAAGAGCAUAAACCCCACAUCGAGAGGAGAGUGAAGACCAUCGUGCAAACGAUUGUUGAUGGAGAGGUGGUCUCCUCCGAUGUUGACGUCAAAGUGGAGGCAGUUCAGUAACACCGUUGUUCACUUCUGCUGCCACAACACCUUUUUGCUGACUCAGACAAUACUUGCUUAAUGAAUGAAUGAUUCACUAGAGUCAGCGGUUAACUUGUAAUUUGAAGUUGACUGUAUACAAUGUGUAAGUGCUUUAAGGGGGUUACUUUGCCUUUCUUUCCUUUUCUUUUUAUUGCAAUGAUAUAGCAAAGUUGCAUUAAGUGAUGAUCUUUCCUUCAUGGAUGCUUACUCUGUUGUGAGACCUAAAAAUUAUUAAAAAGCCUGAAAGCAAAGAUGAAGAUUUGUUUUCCUGAUCACAAACAUGUAUUUAAAUACAGAAACGUUGAUUAUACUUUGAUAAUGGGUCUUCCAUUGGCAAAAAUUCUACUUUUUGUAUGAUAUCCAAAUAACAGAGGAGUUUUAAACGGGUUACAAGAUUCAAGCAAGUUUUGGGCCAUGUAAAGAAAAUGAUAAAAAGUCAAUAAUGUUUUAAUGUCCGAGCUCAGGAUUGGCGUCUCUUGUAUUUUCCCUGUGCAGACAAUCUGCCGAAAAUCCCAACAAUACACUAAAAUAAACCCAAAUCAGGCAUUGAUUCUA
This is a messenger RNA of Anarrhichthys ocellatus (wolf-eel), 2014 nucleotides long. Its product is annotated as keratin, type I cytoskeletal 20-like. Lineage: Eukaryota; Metazoa; Chordata; Actinopteri; Perciformes; Anarhichadidae. Gene Ontology annotation, molecular function: structural molecule activity. The record is from RefSeq and is a predicted model, not a curated record. Gene Ontology annotation, cellular component: cytoskeleton. The transcript has 9 exons. Bases 80 to 1438 code for a protein of 452 amino acids.